Molecule: messenger RNA, 2373 nt
Organism: Anopheles marshallii
Lineage: Eukaryota; Metazoa; Arthropoda; Insecta; Diptera; Culicidae
Product: proton channel OtopLc-like
Exons: 5
Coding region: 1-2373 (790 amino acids)
Biological process (GO): proton transmembrane transport
Cellular component (GO): membrane
Molecular function (GO): proton channel activity
Source: RefSeq, a predicted model, not a curated record
AUGAUCGUUGGCGAGCUGCCGGUGGACGGCCCGUUCGCCAAGCCGCUGGUACGGCCGGGUCUCAGGCUCGACCGCACCGAACGGGCCUCGAUCGCAAAGAGCGAACAGUUAGAGAGUGAGCUAGCAUCGCUCGGCGGCACUACUGCCACCGUUGACGAGGAGAUUGACGACACGCGCAACGAAGACGAUGCACAGCCGCCGGUAAGUUUUGCGAGGGACAGCCAAUACCUGUCACUGCCGAAGGGUGAUUACGAGCAAGACAGCGGGAUACAGCUGCUAAGCAAAUCGGGCGGCUCGAUACUGAGCAACGCGAAGGCGAUGCCGGCAAAGUAUAACCACCAUCACAACCACCAUGGGUCCAGCACGAUGCUGGAUCAGAUACCGGAGGAUCUGGAGUCGCGCCGCAAUGGUGCUGGUGAAACGUACACAUCCGGUCGGCGCCGGUCCUCGGUGGCGCCUGACGGGCACGGUAUCGGACCGACGAAACCAUCGCUGAUGGCCGCUAUCCGGCGGGGUUCGCUGGCAUGGUUGCCGGGCCGGCGUCAUCAAAACAACGACCUGGAGUCGAACAUGGGCAGCAAGGUGUCGCUAAGCCAGCUGCCACCAUUGAGCGGACCGCUGAGCGAGCAGGCGCUAGAGUCGCGCCGCAAGAACAGACGAUUUGGCGACGACGCACUCAGUACAGCACUGUCCGCUCUGUACGCGAAGAUCAUCGUCAUUCUGGGAAUCGCACUCCCCGUCACCGAGAUCCUCUCCUCCCAGAUACCGGCCAAUGUUUACCAGGGGUUCUACCUGUUUCUCUACACCGUCAGCAUCGCGUUUGUAAUCUUCGUGUACGCCUCCAAUAUGCGGCGACGUGCAGUGCUAACGCUAAUCAAAAGCUAUCAUGAGAAAACAAGCACCAGCAGCGGUUCGAUGAAAAAACGCAUACCACACUUUGGCAGCUUCUAUCUGCGGGUCGGUGCCAUCGCGUUCGGCAUCGGUACGAUGGUGUACUCCGGUCUGGAGUUCGGACAGUACUUCGAGCUGAAUGCAUCGCCCGGUUGUUCCAGCAUCUUCAUUGCAUUGACUCCAGCGGCCCGGAUGCUGCUGUCCCUGGUGCAGAUGCAGUUCAUCUUUCUCAACACGUCCGAUCUGGAUAUGGCCCGGCAUAAGGUGUUCGCGCGGUUCGGCCUAAUGCACAUGGUCGCCACCAACCUCUGCGAGUGGUUGUACGUGUUGGUGGAGGAGACAAAGCACGAGAUUCACCAUCUCGCCCAUACGACGCAUCACAAAGGAGAUGCAUCUGAUACGCAUACAGCAAUAGCUGCGGCUAUCGUCACAUCGACCACCAGCGUCAGUGUCUCCAGCACUACUGAGAGCCCCGAAUCAUCGGAAGAAUUGCUGGAUGCCGCACUCAAUCACACGCUGGUCCGACGGGCUACCGGUGCCGAAUCUGCCGAGUACGUCGACUGCCAACGCACCAACAUUAUGGGGUCUCUCGUGCAAAACGUGUCGCCCUUUCUCUUCCCCUGCACGAUCGAGUACUCGCUCAUCUGUGCUGUGAUCCUGUACGAGAUGUGGAAGAAGGUGAAAACGAUUGCGGAAAUUGAUCGGACGCGCCGCAGCUCGAUCAAGGUGCAGACCGGGGCCGGUUCCAAGAGUGCGCACCACUUCUCCGUUGACUGUUCCCGUGCCCACCGGGGCAUGUUUGGCGGGAUCCUGCUGACGGUGUUCACGAUCAUCUGCCUGAUAAUGUACUUCGUCCUGUACGACGAGCCGGGGUACGAGUACUUCGCGAUCCAGGAGGUGACGAUCGCGGAAACGCUCAUGUACGCGCUGACCGCGGUUGCGGUGGUGGUCGCCAUGUUGAAGAUGCGCGACCUGAAGUACCAGCGGAAGAAGAACGAUCACCACAGUGGAUCGAUCAGUCUCGACUGUACGCUGCUGGUGUUGGCCCAAACCGGCGUAUACGUGUACGGUAUGUUCAGCAUCGUCGGCAGCUACUUCUCGAUGAGGCAGGGUGUGCCGGGUGCUCGGGAGGGCCUGGUGGCGGAACUGUUCAGCCUGAUACAGACCUCGAUCCAGACGCUGUUCAUACUGAAUGCGGUGUGGCGCAAAUGUCGCGGCGCACAGCAAAACCGGACGAAACCGGGCAGGGAGAUUGUUACGUUCCUGCUGGUCGCCAACAUGGCGAUGUGGUUCAUCAACACGCUGAUCAAGGGACGGGCCAGCUUCCGGCCGUCGCAUCUCGACUUCUUCGGUACCUGGGCCUGGACGGUGAUAACGCACGUCUCGAUGCCGCUCGCCAUCUUCUACCGGUUCCAUUCGACGAUCUGUCUGUUCGAGGUGUGGAAAUCGACGUACAAGGUGAAGAUCACCGAUCACCACUAG